CACAACACAACGCCAUUUUCAGCGAUCUGGCGGCUCGGAGCUGUGUGGAGCAGAGAAGUAAAUAGGUCACAAGACUGACGGAAAAAUACUCAAACUGAUUUUUAUUAAAACAAAAGGUUUGGAUUCGCCAACCUUCCCGCUCACCCUGUAUCGGCUGAGAGCAAAUGAUUGUGAUCGGUUGGCCAGCUCGGAUGCGGUAUUCCAGUGCAGGACCGGGUUGAUGUGAAAAGUGAUCGCCUUUUUCACUGCGACUGCAAGCUAAACAAACCAGAAUGAAAAGAACGAAACAAGGUGAUGAAGAGGAAGAAGGGGUUGGAGGUGGCGGAGGAGGAGGAGGUGGCAGUCCCACCCCCGGCCCCUCAAAGCUGUGCAAGAGGCUGUGUGGGCACGACUCAGAGGAAGACACCCAAUCGGACCAGGACCAGGACAAGGAUCUGGAUCCAGAGUGGGACGAGAACACCCCUAACUGGGGCCGCCUGCCCCAGGAGAUCCUGCUCCAGAUAUUCCAGUACCUGCCGCUGCUGGACCGGGCCUUCGCCUCCCAGGUGUGCCGCAGCUGGAACCAUGCCUUCCACAUGCCGGAGCUGUGGAGGUGCUUUGAGUUUGAGCUCAAUCAGCCAGCCAGCUCUUACCUGAAGGCCACCCACCCAGACCUCAUCAAGCAGAUCAUCAAGAGGCACUCCAACCAUCUGCAGUAUGUCAGCUUUAAGGUGGACAGCAGCACAGAGUCCGCGGAGGCAGCCUGUGACAUCCUCUCUCAGCUGGUGAACUGCUCCCUCAAGACCCUGGGGCUCAUCUCCACAGCCAGGCCCAGCUUUAUGGAGCUGCCUAAGUCUCACUUCAUCUCAGCACUCACCGUGGUGUUCGUCAACUCCAAGUCCCUGUCGUCUUUGAAGAUUGACGACACGCCGGUGGACGACCCCUCUCUGAAGGUGCUGGUGGCCAACAACAGUGACACCCUCAAGCUGCUGAAGAUGAGCAGCUGUCCGCAUGUCUCCCCUGCAGGUAUCCUCUGCGUGGCAGACCAGUGCCACGGCCUGAGGGAGCUGGCACUCAACUACCACCUGCUGAGCGACGAGCUGCUGCUGGCGCUGUCCUCAGAGAAGCACGUCCACCUGGAGCACCUGCGCAUCGACGUGGUGAGCGAGACGCCGGGCCAGCAGUUCCACACCAUCAAGAAGAGCAGCUGGGACGCCAUGCUGCGCCACUCGCCCAAGUUCAACCUGGUCAUGUACUUCUUCCUCUACGAGGACGAGUUCGGGCCCUUCUUCCGCGACGAGAUCCCGGUGACGCACCUGUACUUCGGCCGCUCCGUCAGCAAGGACGUGCUGGGCCGCGUGGGGCUGCACUGCCCCCGCCUGGUGGAGCUGGUGGUGUGCGCCAACGGCCUCCGUCCGCUCGACGAGGAGCUCAUCCGCAUCGCCGAGCGCUGCAAGAACCUGACGGCCAUCGGACUGGGCGAGUGCGAGGUGUCGUGCAGCGCCUUCGUGGAGUUUGUGAAGAUGUGCGGCCGACGCCUGUCGCAGCUGUCCAUCAUGGAGGAGGUGCUGGUGCCCGACGACAAGUACGAACUGGACGAGAUCCACUGGGAGGUGUCCAAGCACCUGGGUCGGGUCUGGUUCCCCGACAUGAUGCCCACCUGGUAGACGGGGGGGGGGUCCACGCUUGUAUGGUCACCUGUGGCCCGGUGACGGCCCAUCGCCCGCACCUCUCCGGCACCGCUCUCGUCUGUCUCCUUGCCUUUUCUGCUGGAAUGAAUGAGGAAUCACUAAGUAGUCCUCUCAUCCUCACAGCUUUUCCUCCCCUCUCAACCCCCCAGCUCCGCUUAUCCACCUGAUGUGUAUAUGAGGGAGAGAGAGAGAGAGAGAGUUGUAUUCAGACUCUGUCAUGGUCUCUUCUGCUCUGCUCUGGCUACAGAACAUGUCAUUGGUGUGUGUGUUUAUGUGUAAAGUAGACAUCUGCAUUUACAUGUGUCUGUGGUGGCUAGUUUUCAGCAUGGGAUUUGAGUUUUAACAAAUGAAGUCUAAAUGUAAGUAAAGCAAGAGGGGGCGUCACUGCUCGGCACCGAGAUCGCCGAUCGACCAAUGAAACAUCAUACCAGACAUGGUUCUCAGCUCAUUGGUCAGAUUGUAAGAUCUCAUGGAGAUGCAAAUCAGUUGAAACUGAGGGGGAGGAUAUUUCUUCAGAAAUGGAACGAGAGAUUCAGCAGAUGCGUUGUGCUGAGUGCGAGUGGCUGAAAUAGUGUCUUUUUUUGGAAUGAGUUCUUGUUUGAUUAGCAAUUGGUGUGGAAUUGAUGCUAGUGUAGGAUCUCAAGUUUCACUUCUGGGAAGUAUCUGGAAGGUAUUUCAUUAUCCAUUUGGAUAUCAAAAUAUAGCACCUUUUGAAAGAAAUGAAGAAAGCAAUGUAUUUCAAAGAAAAAUGGUUUAAUUAUAUUGCAUAUAUUUUUGUUUAGCUAAUCCUUGACUCUGCAAGCAGAUUGGCUAAUUGAUCCAGACAGUACUUAAAAAGUCUUGAGCAAGUUGGCAGGAUGGCUGGACAUGUCCAUUAGUCCAGGAGAAGAGAAUGGAGCUUGAUUCGAAUCGUACCACCAGUUGUCCAUUUACCCUCCCACUAACAAUCUUGCACACUUUGGUCUGCUCCAGAGCUAUAAACUCACCCGAGUCUAAACUCUACAAGGUGCAUUUUGGCUUUUGUCUCUCCUACCGCUCGUGAGAGCCACCUUCCCCUGUUGAUGGCGGUUUUGUGCUGUUGUGGAAGACCUUUGGCAUCCCACACCGUCUACCCCGACAGACAGGAGGAAGCACCGCCCUGACUCCGCUAUUUUUAUACUGUACAUAAAUAAUGUGGGUAUUUUUGUUUGUGGUCCUGGAAGGGGAAUGACCCAUGGGUUCCUGUCCAGAUAAGAUGAUUUUCCUGACCUGGCAGAUGUUUGUUUGUUUUUCAUUUCUACUUGCUAAGACGUAAAGGAAGUUCGUGGUGUUUUUUUCUCUCCUUUCUCCCUACUCUCAAUUUCCCUUCCCUGCUUUUCCACAGCAUCCUUCCCUUGUUCCCAUGACUGUCCAACCUUUGCUUAAUCCCGUCUAAUUUAUUCAGUGUAAUACUGCUUUUUGUAUUCAUCAGUGGUUUGUAUUGAUGAUGAUGAUGAUGAUGACGAUGUUGUGUAUAGUUUCUAAGUGACGUAUGUAUGUAUGGACAUGUGUGAAAACAGCAGCAGUGGCUAAAUGCCUGCCUAUGGUGGGGCGGGAGCCUUGAUCAGCUCUUUCCCACAGACCUCCUGCAGGAGGAGGCACGCCAUGUAGAGCGCAGGUGUUUACGGUUCCUGUCAUAACAGAGCAACUCUUCUCUUCUAGAAGCUCUAUUUCAUGACAUUUACACUAUGUCACUGUGAUGGGACAUUAGUUUCCUUUCAUUUUCAUGCCUACUUCAAAGACGUACACAAAUUCUCACACUAUUUCAAGGUGAUGGUUUUUACUUUUGUUUUUAUUUCUACAUAUAGAAGAUUCUGAUCAAAGAAAUAUCCUCAAAUGUUCUGGAAAAAGUCACAAGAAAUAAUGAUGGAACUAAAUGGUCAGUCUUUGUAUAAAUGUAGAUUGAACAGAUAGGAACUGGAUCUGUCCCCUGACCUGAAUAUACAUGACCUUUGAUCCACCGGGGUCAGGUCUGUCUCCAUGGUCACGUAGAAAGUGUACAUUCGUCAUGUAGACUUCAGAAACAUUCACACUGUUCUUCUGACAUAUCUGUUCAGUCGUGAUCUGUCCCUCUAAAUCAUCAAAUCCAUUCAAGCUAGGCAGAUGAUUCUAAUUUUAGAAAUGUGUUAGAGAUAUGGAUAUGCAUUUUGUUUCUUUUUAAAUGGAUUACCCCCUGCACUUUAUAUAAAAAUGUAUUCCAUAAAUGUACAUAAUAUAUUACAGACUGAUCAUUAUAUUAGAUUUACUUGUCAUAGCUGUUUUUCUUGAUCAGCUGCAAUAAGUGAAUAGUUCUGUAUGACCUUGUACUAAGGCUAUAGGCUAUUUUGAUUUUCUUUCUGUCCUUGGAUUCUGGCUUGUUGAUUGAGCUCUUUCUUUUAUGUUACAUAAUAGAGAUGUAUCCAGAAAAGGCAGUCAUCCAAUAUUGUGGAGACUUAUUUUUGUUUGUUUGUUUUGCGUUUUUGCUUUUGAAUAAAAUGUUGUGACCGUA
Molecule: messenger RNA, 4176 nt
Organism: Clupea harengus (Atlantic herring)
Lineage: Eukaryota; Metazoa; Chordata; Actinopteri; Clupeiformes; Clupeidae
Gene: fbxl3b
Product: F-box and leucine rich repeat protein 3b
Cellular component (GO): mitochondrion
Molecular function (GO): protein binding
Source: RefSeq, a predicted model, not a curated record